UCUAAGUUACCACUGCGCGGGGACAGGGGAACAAAUCAACCAAUUUCAGGUGUCCAUUUCCGGCGACAAACCUCAAGGAAUUUCUCUCAAAGCAAAAUUAUUGAGAAAGGAAUCGGAAAAUGGCAGCGAUUACGAGUGCAUUGAUAGCAAUAGCAGGAGUUAUACUUGGAUGGAUAGCUAUAGAGAUCGCCUGCAAACCUUGCCUGGAAAAAGGCCGUGAAGCUAUUGAUCGAUCUCUUAAUCCCGAUUACGACCCCGAUGACGAUAUCGUUUCUUCAAAUAUUCGAGCCCCUCUCAACCCUAACCCUAAUCCAGAUCUCCAAAAUCACCAUCCGAACCCCAAGGAUGCUUCUGUUGAAACCUCUGCUUCUUCAAUUCCAGUCAAGAUCAUCUGAUCUCCAUUUAUGCUGCAAAGGAAAAAAAGAAGAUGAUGAUUGGAGUGUGCUUGUAAUUGAGAAUCAUGUAGAAAUGAGAAGCAAGUCCAGUCCAUGGCUCUGCCUUCUUUAAAAUAUAUGAAAUUUGAUGAUAUGUGAGGAUGAAAAUUGCUCAUGUUUCACAUUUUCUAA
Messenger RNA from Manihot esculenta (cassava), 566 nucleotides. RefSeq lists its product as uncharacterized. The transcript has 2 exons. The record is from RefSeq and is a predicted model, not a curated record. Bases 120 to 395 code for a protein of 91 amino acids. NCBI's taxonomy places the organism in Eukaryota, Viridiplantae, Streptophyta, Magnoliopsida, Malpighiales, Euphorbiaceae.